This is a messenger RNA of Aphis gossypii (cotton aphid), 1287 nucleotides long. Its product is annotated as terminal uridylyltransferase Tailor-like. The transcript is spliced from 6 exons. NCBI's taxonomy places the organism in Eukaryota, Metazoa, Arthropoda, Insecta, Hemiptera, Aphididae. The record is from RefSeq and is a predicted model, not a curated record. The coding region runs from base 102 to 1265 and encodes 387 amino acids. Gene Ontology annotation, molecular function: RNA uridylyltransferase activity.
UAUAAAAGCAAUAAAAUACCAUAACAACAAAAUAUAUUGUUAUUCUAACAUUAACAACAAAAGUUUUUCAAACUUAAAAUAAAAAAAUUAAAAGAGCCGCCAUGAAUAAUGUGUUAAAUUACGAAAAACUGUUAAAAAGACAAAAAGUGAACAUAAAGAUAAUGAUUAAAGAAUACGAAAUAUUAUCCAAGUUACAUAAAAAAGAAACAAAUCAGCCAGAGUCACUGUUGAAAUUUAUUAAUACGCAACUCGAGUCAAUCAAUCAAGAAAUUAACAAUCAUUAUACAUUUGAUAAAUUAAAUUUGAUAUUUAACUCAAUACGUAAUUGUGCUAAGCAUCAUCUCAUAGGAAGUGAAACAUAUGCUUUUGGAUCACGUAUUUCAGGUCUUGCACUUCCUAAUAGUGACAUAGAUUUAUACAUUUCUAUUGCUGGCACUUUUUGGGGACAAUUGAGUAAUGAUCUACAUGCUCAAACGAAUCUAGUACGUUAUUUUGCAAAAUUAUUUGGGUCUCAAAAAUAUGAAUAUUCACAAAUACUAGCAAUAACUGCUUCAAGGGUUCCUAUAGUUACAUUUUUUCAUGUCCCAUCUGGUUUAUAUUGUGAUUUAUCUUUUAAAAGUGGCCUCAGUGUAUACAACACUAAAUUAAUCAAAUUAUACUUAUCAUUGGACGAACGUGUUAACUGGAUAGUUUGUGCAGUUGUUAAAUAUUGGGCAUUACAGAGUUGUAUGAAAAAUAGAAAUAUGUUUAAAAGCUAUAGCUUAGCAUGGUUGGUUCUCUUUUACUUGAUAGUUAUUCAUGUUAUACCUCCAUUAAUGUUUCUCAGAAGACAUGCAGAUUAUUCAAAAUCAUUAACAUCAGAUGUCAUGUUUAUAGAAGAUUGGGAUUGCACUUUUUGUACUCCAGAAAAAGCCAAACAGAUAUGGAGAGUACCGAAUAUUUCUUAUUUUGAUUUAUUAUUUGGAUUUUUUAAUUAUUAUUCAGACUUAAAUAGACUUAGAAAAAGUGUUCUCUGUCCGAUUAUUGGACAGGUUAUACCCAAAAGCGAUUUAUAUAAUAUUCCAAUGAAAAAAAAAAAUAGUGAACCUCCUUCAGAGACAUUAAGAAAAUUAAAAAAUAACUUUUGUGGUAGUGGUCUUGCACUACAAGAUCCUUUAGAUCUUCUCAAUAAUAUAACAAAACGUAUAAGACAAAGAAAGUUAACUAUGUUUUCUUAUUUAUGCAAUCUAACUAUGGAAGGCAUGAAGAACAGAUAUUUAAAUUAGGUACUGUUAAAUAACUGUAAUU